CUUUUUUAUGCCUUUAUAUUUUCUCAUACAAACCUUCGUUUUUUCUCUCUCUGUGGAAACUCUCCCAAAAAACAGCUUCUCUCUUCUCCACCGAUCACUUUCUCGAAUUUUCCAGGCCCCCUUUUCCUCCGGCUAACGCCCUGAAACUCUCUCCGCAUCGGCUCCGAUUACGAUCCGAUCUGUCGCCUUCUCUCUUUCUUGGAAUCGAUCUUUGUUCUUCUUACUGUGUUUCUGCCCUUGAGCUUUGGGUUUUAAACUUGGGUGUAGAUGCCAGUUGCGAAACUCAAGACCUCUAACUAUCCAGAUGUGAUGAAAUCGGAGGAGGGAAAUGAUUCUCUAGACACUAUUAUUAGACAAGCAAUAGGAAAAGAGCCUUUUCUUUCUUUCUCGAGAGCUGGUGAGAGCCCAGUCCAGUGGAUUCAACUUCUUCAUGCGCUAGAUCAACAAGAACUUCCAGGUUGGCCAUUGCUCUCUCCUUUAAAGGUUCAAAUGCAAAAGUGUGAGAAGUGUGCACGGGAAUUCUGCUCGGUUAUCAACUAUAGAAGACAUAUACGAGUGCAUCAUAGGCUGAAAAAGCUAGAUAAGGAUUCUGCCAAAAGUAGGGAUCUACUAGCAGCAUUUUGGGACAAGCUGUCUUGGGAAGAGGCGAAGGAGGUUGUAUCAUUCAAGAACGUCCUAUUCGAGGGAAUACAAGGAUCGGCUAUAAUCAAGAACCUAACGGCUCUUAUUGGAAAACCUGGAUUCUCUGCCCUACCACAUGUUUAUUUGAGGGCAGGUUCUGCGCUUUUGGACAUUGUACAAGGUAGACCAUCUAGGUUUCCGAUGACAUCUCAGGAGUUAUUUGAAAUUCUUGACAAUGCAAGCGAAAAAACGUUUCUAUGUGGAACGGCUGUCUCUAUGCAAAAAUACGUAUUUGAUGGGGAGGCUACAAAGAUAGGUCUUGAAACUAAGAACUUAGUUGCUUGCAUGAGCUUCUUGGUGGAACAGAAAGUGGUCAAAGCAUGGCUUGCUGACAAGGAUGCUGAAGCUUUGAGGUGCCAGAAGUUGCUGGUAGAGGAGGAAGAAGCUGCUCAAAGGAGACAAGCGGAGCUGUUGGAAAGAAAAAGGCAGAAAAAGCUAAGGCAGAAAGAACAAAGGUCUAAGGAGCAAAAACACGAGGAGAAGGGUGAUAUGGAAGGGAGUGUAGACGAAACAAUUGAAGAUGUGUCACCUGAAGAAUCAUCGAGCCCUCAGACUGAGUACCAUUCAGAAGGGGAGUCUCGGGGCAUACUGCCUGAUCAUAUUCCGUCAUCUUUUGAAGCAUCUCAACAAUCACUAACUGAUGAAGAUGAGGAUUCUGAGUCUCAUUCUGGGUUUCGCAGUUUGUACCCUGAAUAUCUUCCUAUUGAUCAGAAUGGUGAACAGCAGAAAGUGCAAAUGAAUGGUCACAAGCAUGUCAUUGCCCAAUGGCAGGCGUUGCCUAAGAUACAAAGGGGACUUUCCAAUGGUUUUCGUGCAGAUCAGAAUUAUCAGGGACUCAAAAAUGGAGAUAUGCGCAGGCAUGGAAACCAUGUGCAAUCAAGAGCUGCUCCCAUUGUUAAUGGAAAAAAAGUAUGGAGCCGGAAGCCUAAGCCAGAAAGGGAUGGAGAUCGUUUUCAUGCCAGGAUUCAGGAAGAGCCUACGGCCCAGGCAGAGGAAAUUAAGAGCCAUGAGGUUUUGAUUGGUUCUAUUUCAGUGGCGUUAGGAAAUUGCAACCAAGAGAGUAAAGAGCCAGCUGGAGCUCAAGAUGAUUGCCAGGAUGGUCAUCAAACGCCAAGGAAGAUUAAUCAUUUGGAGAAAUUCAUUAAGCCAGAUUCUACUCAAACUGCAACAAACCGAGUGAUGGUUAAGCUUUGGAGGCCAGUAAGUCGUAAUGGAUCCAAACAUGCAAUGCCAGAUCAAAGUGAAAAUGGCGAAUCUGAAGCCGAAGUGAUAACUGAAAAGCUGGAAGAUCAGGCCCUGCUGAAUACAUAUUCGCCAAGAUCCUCUUCCUUGGAUGGUGAUACUGGAGACUUUGGAAACAACUCCUCUUUGGUUCAGGAAGAAGAACCUGUGCAACCAGUUGGCUUGGAGUUCUCUAGCCGUGCUGCCAAGGCUUUCCUUGCACAGAGAUGGAAGGAGGCUAUAACAGCCGAGCAUGUUAAAUUGAAUCUACCCUCGGAUUCUGAGUCUUCUGGAUGCUUUGAAGUUAAAAAUGAGACUGAAACCUCCUCUGGAUUAUUCCAAUCGUCAAACAUUGAGAAACGCAAUGUUCUUGGAAAUGCAAUAGUGAUCAACUUGGAGGCUCCCAAGUGCUCAGCCAAUGAAGGCGGCAAGACCAAGUUCAGGACAAAGGGUGCGAAGAUAAAGUACAUUCCCAAACUUCGAACUACUACCUAAUAGUGGAGACAGGAUGAUGGGAUCUAACCCACGAGUUGUUUUUUACAUUCUUUGCAGAGCCAAUUUUACCAAUGGUCUUCUGUCUUGGAAGUUUAAUAUUUUCUCUCUUUUCCUUUUUCCUUUUCCGGGAAAUCUUUUAUGAUUCUGUCCUUCGUGUCAGCAGAUUUGUUAGCGAGGAAAAUUCCUUAUUUUUGGUAUAAUUUCUAGAUUUUCCUGUAAUAUUUUUGUUAUUAGUUAUGGAAAAGGUGCAUCUAUAUUUUGCCUUGCC
This is a messenger RNA of Momordica charantia (bitter melon), 2665 nucleotides long. Its product is annotated as C2H2-like zinc finger protein. NCBI's taxonomy places the organism in Eukaryota, Viridiplantae, Streptophyta, Magnoliopsida, Cucurbitales, Cucurbitaceae. The record is from RefSeq and is a predicted model, not a curated record.